Messenger RNA from Cooperia oncophora, 375 nucleotides. Lineage: Eukaryota; Metazoa; Nematoda; Chromadorea; Rhabditida; Trichostrongylidae. The record is from the annotation of a GenBank genome assembly.
AUGGCCCUUCCUCCGUGCCAUACGCUCUGCCAGUUCUAUGUACAAGAUGGAGAACUUAGCUGUCAGUUGUAUCAAAGAAGUGGAGACAUGGGACUUGGUGUUCCUUUCAAUAUUGCCAGUUACGGCUUGUUCACCCACAUGAUUGCUCACGUGUGUGGCUUGAAGGCUGGUGAUCUUGUCCAUACGCUGGGAGAUGCCCAUGUGUACAAGAAUCAUAUCGACGCUCUCAAAGUCCAGCUCGAGCGAACACCUACCGCCUUCCCAACGAUAGAAUUCGGUGAAGGAAUCAACACAAUAGAUGACUUCACGGCAGAGAAAAUUAUACUGAAGAACUAUAAUCCUCAAAAACCGAUCAAGAUGGAAAUGGCGGUUUGA